ACUGAUCUGAGUGGUUCUAUUUAUAUUAAACAGUUUUCUUGCGUGGUUGGAGUGGUUUCAAGUUAUGACAGUUUUAAAGCAACAACAGUAAUUGAAAGUGCUGAUAAAAAGUUCCGUUUAGGUGCGCUGCAUUGCAUAUAAAACCUACUUUUGGUUAGUUAAUACAUAAUCGGGAACAAAUAGCGUUACUGAGCGAAUUGGUCGCAAUGCAGCGAAGAAAUGAAGGCUGCGGCUGUACGUAGCACACUCAGCUAAAACUUCAUGAUUGUAUUGCAUCAUGCACUUCGCACUGUCCAGAACGUCUGCUUAUUCUAAUCACUAUUGAAAGAACUAUGCUCACGCUGCAGUGCCAAGAUUGACUUACCGAAGCGGAGAUACAUGUUUUUUGCACUUGAUCGAAAUCCGUUAACCAUUUAACAGUCAAUCUUCCGGACGCAUCUUGCUAUGGAUGCUUACAACUUUGUAUCAUCGGCUGGCGAGUACAACGGAUCGGACGCGACCAAUCGAACAUCCACCAUAUUUGCAAUUAAUCCAGAUUUCAUCACACAAUGGAAACUAAAGCGCAAGCAGGAGAAAAAGUGUGGCGAACUGUUUUCGCAUCUGGAUCUGCUAAACUAUCCCGAAUGCCUAAACUUGCUGGGCCAUUAUCUUGACGUCAAGGGGAAAAGCAUUCCCGUACUCACGUCUGAAUUUAUAAAAUCGCUCGGAACAACUAACAAAUUAAGCGGUAAUGGGUUCCGAACUGCGGCUGACACCUCGCGUGACGAGCAGAGCCCCGUCAUCGGUAGCUUCCGCGAUAUUGGGAGCUGGUUUACGUACGGCAACUUUACGCUGCUGGAAUGGUUCAACAACGGAUCCACCGGUUACUAUGCAGGCAACGAAAGCUCCAAUUUUCAUCCGAAUGCAAUCAAUUUUACAAUCGUCCCCUACGGGAUAGACAUUGACGACGAAAGUUCGAAACAAGUGCUGCCGCCGUUCAACCUUUGGCAAACGGUGUUAAUCGCUAUAUGCUUGGCCAUCUGCAUAAUUCUUACGAUUGGUGGCAAUAUACUGGUACUGUUGGCAUUCAUCGUAGAUCGAAGCAUCAGGCAGCCAAGCAAUUACUUUAUCGCUUCCCUCGCAGCAACGGACAUGCUAAUCGGAACGGUAUCCAUGCCUUUCUACACGGUGUACGUGCUGAUGGGCUACUGGGAUUUGGGUCCACUAUUGUGCGAUCUUUGGCUGUCGGUCGAUUAUACCGUUUGUCUCGUGUCACAGUACACGGUUUUGCUGAUAACCAUCGAUCGGUUCUGCUCGGUAAAAAUAGCGGCCAAGUAUAGGAGUUGGCGUACGAAAAAUAAAGUCAUCUGGAUGGUCACGAUCACCUGGAUCAUUCCGGCACUGCUCUUCUUCAUAUCGAUCUUUGGCUGGGAACACUUCGUCGGCUAUCGUGAUCUACUGCCCGGGCAGUGUGCGGUACAGUUUCUAAAAGAUCCCGUCUUCAACACGGCACUCAUCAUCGGAUACUACUGGACCACGCUGGUGGUGCUGUUCGUGCUGUAUGGCGGCAUCUACAAGACUGCCUACGACAUGCAGAAGAAAAGCGAGGCCAAACAACGGAAGAUGCAGUCGAUGGUGGCGCUUAGCAGUGCGAUGACGGGCAUGGCUAGCCGAACGGCGGGCAUAGGCAUUUCCAAAACGCAAAGCACCUUACUGUGCGCGGAUAAACCGAUCACAUCCACCGCACCUUUGCUGCUGCAGCCAAAGCAUGACGGAGCCCCCGGCAACGCCGUGUCAUCGGCUGGCGAGGAAGCGUUACGAAAGUUUGCUGCCCAGAUUCAACUUUCGGACACGACGAACUCAACAGCCGCGAAUGUGUCGCUGCUGAAGAACGAAAAAAGCUUUAACGCGUCUUCGCAUCCGUCGACGGCAUUGUUCGACAUGGCGUACGGGAACCUCGCCAACAGCAACAAAUCGCAUGGAACGGUUGAUUUCAGCAUGAAGGACGAAAAGGGCGAAGGCGACAAAAGUGAACGUUCCAGCAGUCCUGCGUUUGAUUCGGACGAGGAUCAUCCGUUGGCUGCCACCAAACAGGAGCCGGAUUCGUGUGCAAAAGCAUUUAACAAACGAUCUUCCGUUGCUGGUUUGUUGGUGGGGGCCGCAUCCGCCACAGUGUUUUCCUCUCGCUACAAAGAGAGUGCUGCGGCAGUGACCACUGGCAAUGCUCCGGUAUCGUUGUCAGAGGAUCGUGGUGCAGUAUUGGCUGGCAAAAAAAAUAAUACCAUGGUGUUGGAGCACAAGGCACUACCUAAAAUCAGUGAAACAAGCAGUCCAGCAGGAGCAGCAGCACACGAUAAAAAGCACGAUGUAAGGAAGGACUCAAAGGACUUGGGGCAUUCCUUCUCCCAAACUGUGCUCUCUACUGCAGUCGAACUACAGCCAAGGGCAAGCGAGACGAGUAGACCCAUCGCAUUCCAGCAGACUGUGGAGGAUGCGUCAUCUACCAUUUUUACACCACCAUGUGGAUUUCAAACUCCUCUGACCGGUGACACACAGUCCGAGUCCGAAAGACCACAGAGUACGACCAGCAUGGGCGACACUAUGGGUACCUACGAUCCGCUGAUAUGCAUGGACAGCGCCGAUCUUCGCUUUAUGGACGAAAGCUCCGUCAUGUUACCCUCGCCACAGUUCGAAAACGUUGCGUCGGAUUCUUCAAUUGCCUCAUUCCUAGAUGGUAUCGAGCAGCAACACUCGCGAUCCGCCGUCAGCCAGUACAACGGCCAGAGCAUUGCCAAUCCGACCCUUCUGCAGAAAGCACUCAUAAGAGCAACUGCUCAAUGCAAGCAGCCGGCACCGACGGUUCUCAUGCGUUCUUCCUACUUCGCUAAGGGACCGACGUCGCCUCAGACGAAUGACAGUGCCACCACUCAGCAGGGCUUUGUUUCGAAGGAAGAUACCGUGUACAGUACCACCGUGACCGUCAGUACACAAAGUCCAGAAAAACCUACGACAGUGCUUAGUACCGCAAACGUCGGCUCGGAUACGGGCGUACCUAGACCAAGCGCUAUCGACCUCACCGGACAUCGAUGUCCUGCCACUGACGUGAAAGUGAAUACCUCGGUCGAACUUACGGAUGUGUCCGAUUACUCGAAAGCGGUAGCGGAGGACGAACCGACACGGUCCGUGGGACAGACGAGCGUAGUGUGUUCGAACAUGUCGGCGUCGGCUACCAUCAACUUUAGCUCCCUCAACAAACCGACGCUGACCAUCGAGCGCGAUUCGUCCAGCAAGCGAGGUUUCAUACAAUCGAUCGGCAAACGUUUGAAGCCGGGCAUCAGGAAACCGAAUGCCGAUGGACCGCUCGGUGGCGUUUGUCGCCAAAAGUCCAAGUCCGAAAACCGGGCCCGGAAAGCGUUUCGAACGAUCUCAUUCAUAUUGGGCGCGUUCGUGGCUUGCUGGACACCGUACCACGUGCUGGCACUGGUGGUGGGAUUCUGCUCAACUCCGCCCUGCGUGAACGAGCACCUGUUUAUGUUUUCGUACUUCCUGUGCUACGCGAACAGUCCCAUGAAUCCGUUUUGCUAUGCGCUUGCCAAUCAACAGUUUAAAAAAACGUUUACCCGCAUAUUGCGUGGAGACUUGCACAUGACAUAAAUUUAACAUAACCGUUAGUAAAACAAACAAAAAAAACCACAAAACACAACUACAACUUCAAUGUACUCGUCAAUCAGUCACGUAUACUUGUAAAUGCAUAGGACAAUAAUUAAGUAAAGUUUGUAAUACUGGAUGGUACAACACAACAUAUUCAAAUGUAUCUAACACAAGCAAACAGAACCCAGUAUGGACGGACACCAGUUGUUGGGGAACCAGUUGUGCCAAAAUUAUUAAGCAAAAGAUAGGCGACUUAGCGCGUAUGAAUAAUCUAGAACAUUUUGCCUCGCUUCGGCAUUCAUGCUGAAGUAGUUUGAGAUGAGAAUACUACUCAAAGCUAAAGACUAGAUGAGCUGGGUGUAGUUGCUAAACACAACGUUCAACAAACGUUGCAUUUCACCAUUUAAAAGCAUAACCAAUAUAUUAAAAUUAAACAUUUUAACCACAGCACAGGUGGUAUCAGACUAGGUUCGUACAGGUAGGCAUCAGACAGGUGGUAUGGGGCUAGGGAAGUACAGUGAAACCUUUCUAUGACGCGUACCGGCAGAACUGCCAGCUAAGAGAGGUAGUCAUCUUAAAGAACGAAACAUAGGGAAAAGCGGACAUCAAGGUAGGCUUGAAUCGCGUCGUUGCUUAGUAAUCCAAUCCUACUAUGGUGACUUAGCGCUUGGUCUAAUGAUGUUGCUCAGCAACUUGGUUGCUCGGCAACUUGGUUUCCAGUUUUGUUCUGUAAAAACCGACAUGGAUAUAGGAUUUUUUCAUAGGACAGAACAAUGCAAGCGACUCUUUACUAUUACACCAGCAGCGCACGUAGAAGAGCGGCAGUAGGUAUGAAAGCACGCAACCGAUAAAUCUUACAUUUCGCUAGCAAAAAGUUGCUCGCAACCGCAUUAGACCAAGAGACCUUUCUGUGGAGAAAAUUUUAUAUGCAGCUUGGAGAAUGCAAACUUAGACAGAUUUCACUAUAUUCCUACCUAUCAAAAGAUUCCAUUUCACAAGUUCCUUCCACGUGCGGUGCAAGGCAUCUUGUGAAAAUUAAGUAGACAAACCCCGAAUGCUGACCAAGGUGACUCGCGUAGAUGAGUUACUUUUAGCACGGAGGGACACCUAACACGGAAAAUGCUUUCGGUGGUGAAUUGCACGUUUACACAAAUAACUUGGAUAUUGCGAACAUUCCGAGCAAUGGUUCGAUUCGAUCGUUCCGGGAGCGAUUGGUGUAGUUCUAAUUGUAAUUGACAAAUAAAUUUUGUUUCCUUCUUGAGGCUUAUCUUAUGAUAACUACCGUCAGACGAUUCCGGCAUGCGUGUGGUUUUAUAUGUUUUUUGUUGUUUUAAAAUAGCGUACGCUUUCGGAAUAGUAGAAUCCAAGCAUAGCUCUCGCAACCACACUAUUUGUGCAACCGUGCUGGCAGCUUCGCACACCUUAUCUAGUCUAUAAUAAUAGAAAUCUGCUUUUGAUAAAUGAAUACUGGCGGACCCGUCAACAUGCACAUCAAUCAACCCCCGUAACAAAGUAACGUAACAACUAUACUUUAAUAUAGCAAAUUAAAUUAGACAAAUGUUCGUAGUAGCGAGCGUAAUGAAAAAAAUGUAAUGUAAAUAAUCUUAUAGGAGUAUACUGUUGCCUAAAACCGAUUAACGAUCUUUUCAUAUAUAUAUAUACAUAUCUAUACAUAUACAUACAUAUACAUAUAUACAUAUAUGACACAUAAGCUAUACCUACCUGUAAAGCAAUGAAGGCGUAAGCCGUAUUGAGAAGGAGCAAUCUGUUAUACAUCCGUAACACUUAGUGCUUACCCCGUAAUCCGUAAAGUUGUUUUAAUAAGAACAGCGAUUAAAGCGUGGUGAUGUCAAGCCGGACAAGACCACGAUGUCGCAUAACGGCGGAACCAUUUGUACCGCAUUCCCCUGAGCAAACCAAGACUAUUAAUCGUUAGAAGUGCGUGGUAAAAGUCAAAGCAAAUGUGGAUGUGUAAAGAACAGUGCAGCUGAUAUUAGCUUAGGAAUAUUGGAGACAGGAGCAAACUAAUAAAACCGAAACUUGUGCUAUUUUUUUCGCGCUAGAGCCCCUGUGAAGAGCGUGGCAUGAGUUUCAUCAUACUUAGCAUAAGCAUAUUUUUAUAAACGCUUACGAUAACUUUAAAAAAAACACACACACGAUAACUAACCAAUAACAUUAGCUUAGUGUAAGAGCUUAGAUGUGUUUUCUCGAAGCGGAACCUAUGAAGAUUAAUUGCUUUGGUUUAGGUAUUUCACCAAAAAAACUCCUCAAUUCCCAUGCAUGUAUGAAACAGGACUAUACAGGCAAAUUAAAAUGUUGUUGCAAAUGAUAAGCCUCAACAUGUGAAAGCUAUAGCGGAAGCAAUGAACCAAACAGUAUUACAAUGCGAAAAGAUCGGAUGACGACAAACUGCGUGUCACAAUAAUAAUUUCUUAGAGGAACCAGUUAACACAUUCCUAGCCAAAUUACCAUUACCUUUAGCGACAGAGAUGAGCAUCGCGAUUUUUAGCAACCAUUUCCAGCAGCCGUUGUUUUGUGUUUUGCGUUCCCUACAUGCUCCACUUUGGGUACCUGGGUGUGAUGAACGAUUGGUAGUAUUGCUUUAAUGAAAUCCGUUUCACAAACCACCUAGUUCAAGGACCGUUGCUCUACAAACCUCACCAGCCGCGCGCAUAAGAUUAAUGUUAAGAUAAAUGCUUGUUUUGGAUAUCCACCGACGUGUCAUACAUAAUAAACUAAGACAAUAUGCCGAGACAGUUGUACACCAGACACUGCUAAGAGCAAUUAUUUAUCGCGGAAAAAUAGUGCAACCGUGUGAACGUGCGUUAUUAUGUGAAUGGUAAGGUGUUUUUGGUGUAAAACAAGUUAAUUGGGUUGAGAUCAAAUAAAUUCUAAAACAUAA
This is a messenger RNA of Anopheles stephensi (Asian malaria mosquito), 6532 nucleotides long. RefSeq lists its product as uncharacterized. Gene Ontology annotation, molecular function: G protein-coupled acetylcholine receptor activity; G protein-coupled serotonin receptor activity. NCBI's taxonomy places the organism in Eukaryota, Metazoa, Arthropoda, Insecta, Diptera, Culicidae. The transcript has 4 exons. Gene Ontology annotation, cellular component: synapse; dendrite; membrane. Bases 445 to 3633 code for a protein of 1062 amino acids. The record is from RefSeq and is a predicted model, not a curated record. Gene Ontology annotation, biological process: chemical synaptic transmission; adenylate cyclase-inhibiting G protein-coupled acetylcholine receptor signaling pathway; G protein-coupled receptor signaling pathway, coupled to cyclic nucleotide second messenger.